Arachis ipaensis is the source of this 935-nucleotide messenger RNA. RefSeq lists its product as uncharacterized. Lineage: Eukaryota; Viridiplantae; Streptophyta; Magnoliopsida; Fabales; Fabaceae. The record is from RefSeq and is a predicted model, not a curated record.
GAAAGUGUCGAGUUUAUCCUCGGUGAGGAUGAGGAGUUUUCUUGACCAGAAAAAGAAAGGAAGUGGUGAAACUUCUGUUGAAAAAGUUGUCAAGGACGCGGGUGCUGAUGUUGCACAAUCUAGUGCACACUCACGAGGAGGAAAAAGGAAAAAUCUGGAGUCCGCCCUUAGAGAUCUUGUCUGGAGUAGACAUAGUAUUCGAAUUCGGGGUUAAGAGCGGAGUGAAGAAGCAAUCGCGUCUUCAUGGUUUCAUGGCUGGCGGUGCUGUGGAAUCGAUCUGGAGUGAUCGAUUCCCAUCUGGUGCUCUUGCUGAUAGGGUUGCUCAGAACCCAAAUGACAUUCAACUCUUGAAGGACGUCAGAAAGGAAGUGGUCAGUCAAUAUAUACAGAUUCUUGCUACGAGAUUGCUCUGUGUUGGCCGAACUACAGAGUUGCUUGGUGCUGAAGAGAAGGUUGAAAAGGACAAGAUUGAAAAACUGGAGAAGUCAGUUGCGGAGAGAGAGGGAGUGGUCAUUGAUCUGACAAAAAAAUGAAGGAUAUGGAGACUGAAAUUGAAAGCUUGCAAGAUCAAAUCCGAUCUCUACAAGGUCAGCUAAAGGAGGCAGACCUCGAGAAGGGGAAACUAACAUCUCGGGUUCAUGAGCUGGAAGAUGAAGGGCUAGAGAUGUUUGCCGGUGGGUUCAAUCGUGCAUUGAGUCAAAUUGGCAUUUUUGCUCUUGAUCUUGACGUUAGUGGUUUUGAUGUCACUAAGAUCGUUGUGAAUGGUCAAUUAGUUGAUGAUGAACCUUGGGGGGGGGAGUAUAGCAUGAAACUGCAGAUGCAGUUAAAUGAAUUUGAUUUUUAGUAUGUAUUUUGUUUGAGAAUUAGACUUUUGGUUGAACUUUUUGAUGAAAAACAACCAUAAUCGUAUAUGUAUCUGCAACACGUUUUGUUGC